CUCUAGACGGAGGUUGAAAACUUAGUGCAUUGUAGCCUUCCAUGACUUGAAGUAAGAUGGCAACAGCCGCCGAGUCGGCGAAUUCUUCAGGGCAAUAUAACUCUAAUGACAUUCUUAAGGAAGUGAGGCACUUUAUUCACGGAGCCAGCCAUAAAGUGCUUAGCCUUCGACAGAGGGAAACUUUAUCACAGUCAGCUCUAGUGCUAUUGCGAAAUCUGCCUACAGCGCGCUACGCUGUGCUAGAGUACAUUGCAAAUGUGUUUGACGAAGCUGUCAAUAAUUACCUGGUGGAAAUAGAUGUGGGCCAAGGUGUCAGUGAUGGAAGCAGCCAGGCUAUGGAGAGUUUCCUACAUGAUGCCUGCGGUAUACUGCAUGGUUUCUUGCAGACCAACUAUAGCGCCUGGGCGCCCAUUAUUUCAACUUGGUCCCUGGAGUUACUGGGUCACAUCAGCAGCAAGUACUCUGACAGACGAUGUGUACCGCAGCGGGGCAGUCUGAUGGAGCUACUGCAGUUAUGGUUGACGUGCAAACCCACCAAACUUCUCAUAGAGGUGGCUACGCAGUGCUUCUCCGGCAUUGUCUCGGCCGAGGCAGCCACCUAUGUUGAUGCGCUGCUAGAGGCCUCCGUGAAAUUCAGCCCUCACUUUGACUGGGUCGUGGCACAUAUUGGGUCAGCAUUCCCCAAGGUGAUCAUCACACGAGUGUUGUUGUGUGGAAUCAAGGACUACAGCCAACACGGAAUGUCUGCGCCGGUAGAGAGCAGGGACACGAAGAUCCCCAAGAUGGGCUCUGUAGUGGGCAUCCUGGGUCAUCUAGCCAACAAACAUGGCCACUAUAUCCGUGAUGCCCUCAUCAAACUGUUCCAGGAGGGCCUGGAGGAGCCGCCGUCCAGUAUGAAGCCCCCAAUGUUACCGUUCCUGCUGCAGCUUGCCUCCAUGUCAACGUUGCUGCUACAGAUCCUGGCUGCGUACCUUGUGCAGAAAUUGUCAGCAUCUGUAUUGAACCAGCUUCACAAUCAGUUGAAGCCAUGGGUGAAGAACUACCCAGGGGAAUUUAAAAGUAUGAUGUCAUUAGUGGUACACCUGGUCAUACAGAAUGAUACGGGAGCCGACAAAGUACUCGACUUCUUGUUCCACAACGCAACCUUAGAACAAGUUGGUGCUUCUGAGAAUACAGAGCUGCCACUGCCAGAGAUCCAGAACACCUGUGCCAUGUUAAUUGACCAAGUUUUAGAUGAGACGCAGAUGCAGGUGUACCGGCGGGCAGGACAGGAAAUGUCGGCAGAGCUACCUUACCUCGGCGCUUUGAGCACCAGUCUACCCACCUUGACCAAACAGCUGCUAAUGAGCUCAGGGAAGAGGUCAAAAUGGCAGCAGAGACUGAUUUGUUACAUCAUCCUGUACAAAGGUCCGAAGGUCGGCGCAGAAAUUCUCGCCUACAUCCUCUCCCACGCUGAGACGCAAGACCAGCUGGGACAGUUCAUACAUAUUCAGCAGAACAUAGAGAUGGGGAUGGGCUCAGUACUAUCUGGGUGUGUCCAGUGUGUGAUGGACCUCCUACAUAAUCAGAAGGAUGUUAACAAGCCCCGCCUCCUCUCUAAUUUGUAUACGCUGACACAGUGGGAGAGAACUGUGGGGUCUGCAAUAGUCAGAUGCACAUUCAAACACUGUCUUCAAAGUCACUGGGCCAGUCUUACCCCUCUGUUACUUCACACUGACCUUGACCUUGCAGUGAUGACCUUGAAUAUACUUAACUAUGUGACCCUUCCAUCCACCCUGAGUAGUGCUGUAGGGCUGCAGGCAGCUGGGUCUUUAGUGGCGUUGUUCUUCAGUUUGUUGGAAAUUGAAGACACGAGGCGGGUAGACAGCAUGGUACAGGCGUGUGGGAAAUGUGCGAGCCUGUUGUCACGGAAACCCUACCUGCAGACCAUGCUGGUGCGAUACCUGAUUGAGGGAGCAAUGGAAAACGAAAAUAAGCCCCUUCUGGGCGGGAAACAUGACCUGGAAGUGAGUAAAUCUGGAUCCCGAGACUCCACUGUGUCACUGCGGCAGGAAAACAAGAAGCACGGCCUCUCUCUCACCAUGCUGAGGUCGCACUCCACUGUAUUCCAUGCCGGGGUCAUAGGUCAAGGUCUGAGGGAGAAGUCAAACGUGGAGGUUCUGCAUAAGGAAAUCUUGUCCAGAAAUCAGCUGUAUUUUGAAGAGUUCCUGUGGAGGUGCUGUAAUGAGCCGCGAGAGGUAUCAAACUCACCUCCUUCCACUGAAGAGUCCACGGAGCAACCAAUGAAAUCUUUUAGGUUACACAACACUGUAUCCUUUGAAUGUGUCCAUGGUUUUUGCAGAUUACACAUCAAUGCAGACCUGUGCAGGACGCUAGGAAGUCUCAUCACAGAGCUUGCCACACCGGACGUGCUGUAUAAUAACAGAUUUUGGCCCGAGGAGGAAUCACUGAAAAUGACCGUGGAAAGGGACCUUCAUGUGUGGAAACACUUUGAUGACAACCCAGUUCUGUAUGAGAUACUGCUGUUACUUGCAGGAAACACCUUAGUGAUGUCCCGUUGCUCAGCUGUGCUCAAGUCGCUGACGGCUACCAUGAUGCACCACUUUGAGGUUUCACGAGAGAAAAUGUCCUCCAGCUCACCCAAACAGCUCCAGUGUGCCCAAUGUGUAAUCAGGUGUCUGGGAAAGAGCGGGUUACUUCCCCUGCCUCUCUCCUUCCUGUCAGAGUUACUGCCCUUGCUGAGUUCCUACGAGGUUUAUUUGCUACUGCUUGUCGUCUGGAGAUUUAUGAAGGAAAACCCUCCUACGGAAGAUCCAAAUGAUGUUUCAAAAAGAGCUUGCGAGUCGAAACAUCUGGAAGUUCUUAGAUCCAUUCUUCACAGCAACAUUGACGUGACGGGCGAAAUCUACGCAAGAUUCUUCCUUGAUAAAUCUGGUACAGACACGAAGAGUGAAUCAGAAAUUAUGGAAUAGCCAGUGACACUAUGUUUAGGAGUAAUAUAUUAUCCUUGACCUGUAUUCACAAAGUUAAGGAUUACCUAAAGAAAGUUCAUUUGUAAUAUUCCUCAUGUCUGGUCAUGUUUAUGGUACUUUUGCAUUUCACUGUUUUAAACCAGUAAAUAUUUCUAAAAUGUUCUCCCUCUUUUGUAAACUGAUAAAAUGUGUUAACUCUGUGUACAUUUAAUGCAUUUAAUUAUUGUUUUGAUUAAAAAAUGACAAUUGUAAA
Molecule: messenger RNA, 3225 nt
Organism: Dreissena polymorpha
Lineage: Eukaryota; Metazoa; Mollusca; Bivalvia; Myida; Dreissenidae
Product: integrator complex subunit 5-like
Exons: 23
Coding region: 57-2972 (971 amino acids)
Biological process (GO): snRNA 3'-end processing
Cellular component (GO): integrator complex
Source: RefSeq, a predicted model, not a curated record